Triplophysa dalaica is the source of this 2752-nucleotide messenger RNA. RefSeq names its product E3 ubiquitin-protein ligase TRIM35-like. Lineage: Eukaryota; Metazoa; Chordata; Actinopteri; Cypriniformes; Nemacheilidae. The record is from RefSeq and is a predicted model, not a curated record. The coding region runs from base 648 to 2054 and encodes 468 amino acids. The transcript has 6 exons. Gene Ontology annotation, molecular function: zinc ion binding; protein binding.
UGUAAAUUCUGUAACUCAUUUCUAGAAAACACAUACCAUCUUUCAAAGCAUAUUUUUCUUUCAUUCCUGGACAAUGUGCAAUAAUUGUGGUCAAAUGAAAAGAAAAAAAGAAAAUGUAUUAUUUAUUAAUAUUUUUUAUUUUAUGUCUUAUUUGUUGUUUGGUUUGUUGUAUUAUCUUUUAUAGUUUUUUUCAUGUCUUAGCCCCUCAGAAUGUAAACUGUAUAUAUACUGUAAUUGUUUUGUAAUACUUUAAUUAAAAUAGAAAAGCGCUUUUUAUCGCAGAUGAAAUCGAUGCAAUUGAAUUGCCACUGCUUUUACAUGAAGGGGGUUAUGAGGACAAUAUAUUUCACAUGGGUGUGUUUUUUGCACAUAUAAAACACAAAAUGACUAAUGAUUAAUGGACUUUUCAAUGGAACAACUAAGAAAAUGAUGUCGGACACAUUUCUAACCAGCACCGAUCAUAGGCGAUCGAUUCUGCGCAGAAUCUGGCCAUCUCAAACAAGCUUCUUGUCACGUCCUGCGUGAUGACGUCACUGAUAUGCAAAUCCGCGCGUGACGUCAUCUGGCAACACAGCAGGCUUUAGCUACCUUCCGUAAAUAGUUGGCAACACCGAGGAUAGAUAACGUCGAACAGUCGUUGACUUCAGAUGCCAGAAAUGGCGUCCAAACGGCCUUUCCUCGAGGAGGAUUUUUCUUGUCCUAUCUGUUGCAGCGUCUUUAGCAAUCCCGUUCUGCUUUUAUGCGGUCACAGCGGCUGCAAAGAGUGCAUUGAAAACUACUGGAAGGUCAAGAAGUUAAAGGAGUGUCCGCUCUGUAGAAAAGUGUCCAUCACCAAGCCUCCGCCUAACCUGGCGCUGAGAAACCUCUGCCAUGCUUUUUUGGAUUACCAGAAGCAGUUGGAGGAGCUGUGCGAAGUUCAUCAUGACAAACUGAGUCUGUUUUGUGAUGAUGAUGAACGGCUCGUUUGCGAGCGUUGCCGAGACUUCGGCGAGCACAAAUUCCACACGUUCCGUCCAAUAUGUGAGGUCGCUGAGGAAAAUAAGAUUUUCUUUCGGAGUGAACUUAAUUUCUUGUCGAUGAAAAUGGUGAUUCUACAAAGAGCCAAAUUUGACUGUGAUGAAAAGACUAACUACGUAAAGCAUGAAUCUAGACUCAUAGAGACUCACAUCAGGAAGGAUUUUAAGAAACUUCACCGGCUUUUGGAUGAUGAAGAAAAGUCAAUGAUUCUGGAACUACAGCAAGAAAAAGGACAGAAGUUGCAGACCAUGAGAGAAAAAGUUAAGAAGAUGAAUGAAGACAUCACUACACUCGCUGACACUAUUAAAGACUUAGAACAGACACUGGAUAGUAGGGACAUCAAAUUUCUUAAGACCUUAGAGGACACUUCAAAGAGACUGAAGUACACUCCCAAGGAUCCAGUAGUGUCUCCAGGGGAGCUUAUAGAUCAUGCCAAGUAUAUAGGCAACCUCAAGUAUAAUGUUUUGAGCAAAAUCAGAAAAUCCAUCGGCCACAGUCCUGUGGUGUUGGACCCGAACACAAUUAACUGUCAACUUCAGAUGUCUGAUAAUCUUACAGAAGUGUGGAACCCAAAUGUGUUUCUGGAACCUAAUGAAUGCUGGGCCAUCGUUCCGCUUCCUACAAACCUGGAGCGAUUUGAAAAUUACCCCUGUGUGCUGGGCUCAGUAGGCUUUACUACAGGCACGCACAGUUGGGAUGUUGAAGUGAAAGACAACAGUUUCUGGAUGGUGGGCGUGACCACAGAAUCAGUGCAAAGAAAAAGAUCCUUUGGGUUGCCUAGUGAUAUCUGGACCAUUGGAUUUGAAAGCCAAACUCUCAGUGUUAGGAGUCCCCAGGAGUCGCGCCUCCAUCUGAGUGGAUAUGAGAAACCCAAGCAGGUGCGGGUAAAACUGGACAUGAGUGAAGGACAGGUGACGUUCUCUGAUCCCCAGAGUGACAUCAUCUAUUACACAUUCACGCACAAAUUUGGAGAGAAAGUCUUUCCUUUCUUUUACACCGAGUGUCUUGUACCUCUAAAAAUUCUACCUGUGGUCUAAUUGUGUAAUUUCAAAAAAGUAUUUUUAAAUGCUAGAAAUGAAGAUAUCAAAAUACUUUUUUUAAUGUAAAUCCAUAGUAGUUUGCAAUGUGAGUUAUAAUUUUAUUUCUGAAAGGGUUGAAUUCCUCAAACCUCACACAUAUAGUUUCUCCAUGUCCGUAUGGACUAAGAUAAAAGCACAACACAAAUCUGCAGUUUUUUAAUGAAAAAAUCUGUAAUUUUUAAAUGAUUGCUCUGUGGUCAAAGUUGACAAACCCUAUUUAAUACUUUUAUGGGAUGGACUGGCAAUGUGCCAUCUUCGUGGUGAGGCGGUACUGCUUGGGAUCGGACCAGACGCUUUGCCCACUCAGACGGAUGUAUUAAUAAUGCGAAUGCAUGCAACACGAAUGCAAAAGACACGUAUGCAUGCCACCAACCCCCCCGACAGACUAAACCAUGCACUUCCCCCCAGGUCGAGAAACCAGUCCAUGCGAAGCCAUAAAUGUUCAUGUGUUGAGGUUUUACAGAUGUAUUCUUGCUUAAACUAAUUAUAAUCAUGGAAUCUUAAGUAAUGAUUUGAAUCAAUUAGUCCAGAUAUUUGGUUUACGGAUUCAAAAUAGUCUUUCAGACUGUUGUGUUGAAUGUGAAAUCAGAGUGGCCUUAGGAACUCAAUGUUGUUACACUGCAACUCAUUAUUUUAAAUAAAAUUGUAUUUGAUUA